AUGGAAACUGAAAAUCAAAUCUUGGAUGAAGUUACCAGUUUUCUACCGUCAGAAGUUUGGGAGAAAAUCUUCCUGUAUCUUCCCACCGACCAACUAGGAAGUAUUCGACAAACAUGUCACUACUUCAAAAAUGUCGUCCGCCAUUGUCGCGCCCUGAGAGAUCGGAUCCAUCUGCACUUCCCAAAGCACCAGGUUCUGAAAAAAAGCUACAAUCCGCAUUCGGCACCACCGGCCUCAUCGGUGUUCUUCAUGCACACAACCAUCGAGGACACCGGAUCGUGGUGGUCCCCAAUCGGAGUCAUGAUCACCGAGCUGGUCCUGGUUGCUUGCGAAUUCCCGCUGGACUUGCUACGACUCACUCCGAGGUUGAAAACUCUGACGCUUCGAGAUGUAAAACUUUGCUGCGAUGGUCCUUUGGAGGUGAAUUUUGAGCUGAAAGAACUGGAGAAGUUGGCGGUAGAAGUUGGUCGUGAGGGGGAUCCUGCAGUGCUCGUGGUGCUUGGGCAGAUCGCUACCAGAUUAAAGGUACUGGACUGCAUAGGAAAGUACAAGAGAUCAAGCCAUCUGCACGGAUUGGUAAAGCUAGUAGCCGCGGCACAGGAUACGCUAGAUGAACUGGUUUUUCAUCCUGACUCCAGCAUCAUAUGUGCAUUACUGCAGUUUCAACGACUUAAACUUAAGCGGGUAACAUUCAAAGCAGAAUACUUUGGCCAGAAGAACUUUUUGGAUGAACCGGAGAUUGUUGAGUUCGUUCGGGCACAUCCCACUAUUGAGGAACUUAAAAUGGACAACAAGCCCGAUUGUAAUAAGGUAUUAUCACGAAUAGGCCACGUUCUGCCCCGUCUGAAGCGGUUCGACAUGCAAGUGCUUUUUGCGAACGAACAGAAUUUGAUGGCGUCGUUGACGAUGCUUCACCUGCAGUGUCUUACUCUGGCCAAUCUUCUGGGAAAGUGGCUUCAGUUCGACAGCAACUGCGUUGGCAACCUGCCCAGCUUGAAGGAGCUGCAUCUCACCGGAGUUCAGGUGCAAGGGUGA
This is a messenger RNA of Culex pipiens pallens (northern house mosquito), 1035 nucleotides long. RefSeq lists its product as uncharacterized. Gene Ontology annotation, molecular function: protein binding. Bases 1 to 1035 code for a protein of 344 amino acids. Lineage: Eukaryota; Metazoa; Arthropoda; Insecta; Diptera; Culicidae. The transcript is spliced from 3 exons. The record is from RefSeq and is a predicted model, not a curated record.